AUGGUGCUCUAUUUGCCAUCGGAGUUGCCCUCGGGUACCCUUUGUGACCCUCGUGUUCAGAGGUAUGAAUUGCGUUUGAGGACUGCUCAAGCAUACGAUGCGCUAGAUGAACUCCGGCGACAUCUUCGCGUGCAUGCUCACUUGUACAAGUUCAAAGACCGCUUUGUCCAUGGGCAACGGUAUCUCACUCGUGCGAAGACGGUUAUCGCGCGUGUGCAGGACAAGAUCAACGCUGACGCAGCGCGUUAUCACCGUGCCUAUUCCGCCAUCAACUCGUGGGCUACCUUACUCCACGAGCCUUUGAUGCCCAACGACUUGGGACCGCUGCAAGGUGAAGACGUACACGGAAUGACGGAUGGGAUGUUGGGUGAAACUCAGAGCCAGAAGACAUUGUCUUGGAUAUGGCGGAGACAUGGCGUAGGGAGCAGCAGCGUGACGGACAACACCGUCCAUGAAGAGCUCCACGUUGAAUGGUGCAAUGCCCGUGCUCGAGCCUAUCGCUGGAUGGAGGAAUGCCGCCAAUUGCCAGAGGAGAUGCGCAGAGUCAUCUCAUUUUACGGUUGGAUUGCGCGGUGGUGGCUGGAGCUGAUAGACACGAUCCCUGCGCGAUCACGCGAACACCUGGAAGGCACCACCACAUACGCUUACCACCAGGCAGACAUCCGACUGUCCAUGAGGGAACACUGCAGAUCGGUAUGGCAUUGUGUACCUGCCUGGCUGCAGGCGGGAGGAGACGUCAGCAUAGAUGCUGAUUCAGUUGAGCCUACGAUUCAGGAACCCCCUCCAAUGAACGAUUCUGCUUCCACGUCGGCAGGUCUUUCGACUUCCGUUCCUACUCCUGCGCAUUAG
Molecule: messenger RNA, 849 nt
Organism: Sparassis crispa
Lineage: Eukaryota; Fungi; Basidiomycota; Agaricomycetes; Polyporales; Sparassidaceae
Exons: 2
Coding region: 1-849 (282 amino acids)
Source: RefSeq, a predicted model, not a curated record